Messenger RNA from Lodderomyces theae, 1773 nucleotides. It is a transcript of the gene PHO89, whose product is annotated as Pho89p. Bases 1 to 1773 code for a protein of 590 amino acids. Lineage: Eukaryota; Fungi; Ascomycota; Pichiomycetes; Serinales; Debaryomycetaceae. Gene Ontology annotation, cellular component: membrane. Gene Ontology annotation, biological process: phosphate ion transmembrane transport. The record is from RefSeq and is a predicted model, not a curated record. The transcript has a single exon.
AUGGCUUUACAUCAGUUUGAUUACAUCUUCGCUAUUGCGAUGAUUUUUGCAUUUUUAGAUGCUUGGAACAUUGGUGCCAAUGAUGUCGCCAAUUCCUUCUCCACUUCGGUCUCCUCAAGAUCCUUGAAGUACUGGCAAGCUAUGAUUUUAGCAGCAAUGAUGGAGUUCCUUGGUGCUGUUUUGGUUGGUUCAAGAGUUUCAGAUACCAUUAGAAAUAAGAUUGUUGAUGUUUCCGUUUUUAGUGAAGAGCCAGCUGUUUUGAUGUUGACUAUGGCUACUGCUUUGGUUGGUUCCUCUACUUGGUUGACUUUGGCUACCUCAAUUGGUAUGCCUGUUUCUACUACCCACUCCAUUGUUGGUGCUGUCAUUGGUGCUGCAAUUGCCGCAAAAGGGGGACAAAACAUACACUGGGGUUGGAAUGGUGUUUCACAAAUCAUUGCCUCGUGGUUCAUUGCCCCUGCUAUUGCUGGUUCGUUUGCCUCGCUCAUCUUUUUAAUCUCCAAGUUUGGUGUUUUGGAAGUCAAGAACCCAAGAACUUCAUUGAGAAAUGCCAUGAUGUUGGUGCCUUGUUUGGUUUUCACCGCAUUCUCCAUCUUGACAAUGUUGAUUGUUUGGAAGGGUUCUCCAAAGUUGGGUUUGUCCGAUUUGGGAACUAGUACUAUUGUUGGUGCCAUCUUUGGGACCGGUGGUGUUGCAUUUGCCGUUUACAUGUUGUUUGCAUUCCCAUUCUACAGAAGAAAAUUGGUUCAUGAAGAUUGGACAUUGAAAUGGUAUGACAUUUUCAGGGGUCCUAUUUACUGGUUCAAAUCGACCGACAACAUCCCACCAAUGCCAGAGGGACACAAAUUGACAGAGGAUUACUACAAAGGUAGAAGAUAUGAUGAAGCUGGAAACUUGAUUGACUCAAAUGGAAGAGCUGAAUCUGAAUCCGUUGAUGGUAAAUCCGAUUCCCAUGAUGAAAUUAGUCAGGAAGAUAUCGAAAAGACACAAUCAGUCAAUGUUCAAGACCAGCAAAUUACUGCUGCCGCAAAACUGCAAGAAAAGAAAUACAAGUUCCCAAGAGGAUUCAAGAAAUACUGGGCUUUGGCCAAAGAAUCUCCAAAAAACUGGCCAUUGUGUCUCUUUUUGGUUUGUACCCACGGUGUUAGACAAGACAUCAUUUCGAACCAAGCUGGCUCUAAAGAUAUGUUGGCUGGUGAUUUACACAAGAUGCACACCGCUUCCAAAUACUACGACAACAAGAUUGAAUUCAUGUACUCAUUAUUGCAAGCUAUCACCGCUUGUACCAUGUCUUUUGCUCACGGUGCCAACGAUAUUGCUAAUGCUACUGGGCCAUUGGCUACAGUCUAUUUGGUAUGGACCACCAACACCACUGCAUCAAAAGCUGAAGUUCCAGUUUGGGUCUUGUGUUACGCUGCAGCAGCUUUGACUAUUGGUUUGUGGACAUAUGGUUACAGAAUCAUGGCUAACUUGGGUAACAAGUUGAUUUUGCAGUCACCAGCUAGAGGCUUCUCUAUCGAAUUAGGUGCUGCUGUCACUACCGUCAUGGCCACUCAAUUGGCUAUCCCAGUCUCAACUACCCAAUCAGCUGUUGGUGCUACCGUUUUCGUUGGUUUGUGUAACAAGGAAUGGAAAACCGUCAACUGGAGAAUGGUUGCUUGGUGUUAUCUUGGGUGGAUCUUUACCUUGCCCAUGGCCGGGUUGAUUGCUGGUAUCCUCAAUGGUAUCAUCUUGUAUGCUCCAUCCAAAGGCAUUACAUACAGCUUGAGUUAG